Molecule: messenger RNA, 14249 nt
Organism: Diabrotica virgifera virgifera (western corn rootworm)
Lineage: Eukaryota; Metazoa; Arthropoda; Insecta; Coleoptera; Chrysomelidae
Gene: Ptp61F
Product: tyrosine-protein phosphatase non-receptor type 61F
Exons: 7
Coding region: 220-1671 (483 amino acids)
Biological process (GO): protein dephosphorylation
Molecular function (GO): protein tyrosine phosphatase activity
Source: RefSeq, a predicted model, not a curated record
UUCUGCGUUUACAAAGCUAGAGAGCAUUUUCGAGCGGAGGAACUCUUUGUUCCUUUUUUUAUAAAUCGGUGUUUUUAGAUGUUUCUCCUUUAUCAAAUCAUGGCUGUUAGUUUUCUAUAAAGUUUAGCGAUCGAUUUAGUAAAAUAUUUUAUACUAAAAGUUGAUGUGUAUAGCGCCAAUAGUAAUUUCUCUGAAGGCUAGUUAUUUCCUAAAAUCACAAUGACAUCUGGCAACAACAUUGAAUCAGAAUACCUGGAGCUGAAUUCCAAAAAUGAGUGGCAAAUUCUUUAUCAGAAAAUUCGGUCCCAAAGCUAUAAAGACAAUAUGUGUUCAGAAGCUACCAAACCACAAAAUAAAAUUUUAAACAGGUAUAGAGAUGUAAACCCAUACGAUCAUAGCAGAAUAGUGUUAACCAGAGGGUCGACAGAUUAUAUUAAUGCUAACCUUGUUAAGGUUGAAAGAGCAAAUAGGCACUAUAUACUUACACAAGGGCCUUUAAGUAAUACAUAUAGUCAUUUUUGGUUAAUGAUUUGGGAACAAGAUACGAAAGCUGUAGUAAUGUUGAAUAAGUUGGUAGAAAAAAAGCAAGAUAAAUGUUAUCAAUAUUGGCCGUCCAAAAUUGGUCCAGAUCACAUAAUGAAACUUGAAGACGUCGGACUAACCGUAGAAUACGUAGAGCAGCAAGAUCAUUCUUAUUAUCUCACCAGAGUCCUUCGACUGACGGACACAGAGAGCGGCAAAUCUCGUGAUAUAUUGCAAUAUCAUUAUACGACAUGGCCCGAUUUUGGAGUACCAAGUUCGCCAACUGCCUUUUUAGAGUUUCUUAAGAAAGUACGAGAUGCAGGAGUAUUGGAGGCAGAUGUUGGACCUGCUGUAGUUCAUUGUUCCGCUGGAAUCGGAAGAUCAGGGACUUUCUGUUUGGUUGACUCUUGUUUAAUUUUGAUUGAGAAAUAUGGUUUAAAUUCCGUCGAUCUUAAAGAAAUUCUAUUAGAAAUGAGGAAAUAUCGAAUGGGUUUAAUCCAGACUGCUGAGCAGUUGCGGUUUUCAUAUCAAGCCAUCAUAGAAGGAACCAAGCAGAUCCUCAAUCAAAAUUCGGAUGGUGGUGGGGAAAACCAUAUAGUAAUAACGAACAACAUAUCCCCUAAUGUGUCUGAAGAAAAUUCAGAGUCAGAAGACGAACCACCACCACUACCUCCUCCUCGAUUGGACAGCCUUAACAAACCCAAUGGAACACCUCUCGACAGACCUCUUCCACUUAUCCCGAAAAGUAUAUCAGAAGAAAACGGAUGGAAUUACGAUAGCAAACAAAAUGGCGAAGACGAGGCUUAUAUUCCCAGUGGUCCAUUGCCAGUAGUACCAGCUGAUGAAGAACUUAGCGAGGAAGAUGAGCUCGAGGAAGAAGAUGAUGAUGAAGAUGUGAGAUCAGAAAGUCCUGUAUCAGAUCAAUCUGAUCUAACGAACUCUAAAGACAAUUCACAAUCGGAAUUGAGACAACGAAAUCGACAAGAAAGGAAAGAAAAGCUGGAAGCCCAAGUGAGAGAUAUGAAACGUCGCCAACAAGUCAACGAACAGUGGACACAAUUGAAGAGGUCUUUAUACUUACCUUUAGUUAUAGGAGGCUCCCUGCUGUUAGGCGGGGGCCUCAUUGCUUACUUUUAUUUCAAAGAUUGAACAAAGUAUCCGCACUUUUUGUAUUUAUUAUUUACCAGCUGAUUUACUUUGUUAAGUUUAGAAAAAUUGGGGUUAUCGCAUUUGUUUUUUUGUUCAAAGUAUUUUUUAUUUUUUCUUUUUGUUUUUUGCCCUCUUUUAGGCAAAAUCCCAGAGUUCGGCUUGACGAUUAUUUUCGGGGCAGCAUUUCGGUUUAAUUUUUACCCCCAGGAAACGAAGCCGAAAAACACUUGAAAAUGAAAAAAUUACUGGGCGCUUUUUUUGAACUGGAAUAUCUUAGGCAGGUCAAUAGAAAAGGCGUGCCAUCUCAUUUAUUGCGUCAUGGUUUUUUUAUUAACACUUAAGCAAAAAAAGCGACUUUUUUAUUGUUUUCAAUAUUGUGUAUGAUUUUAGACGAAAAUUUUCAACAGAUGACUUUCUUAAAAAACUUCUUCUUUAAAGUAAGAUUUUCUAAAUUAAAAAAUGUUUAUAAAUAUUCGGGAAUAUUCCUCCGCUCCGAAUUUAUAUUUGUACUGUAAUUUGAUUUGAGUAUAACUUCUAAUCUUCUAUUCACAUGUCUUGUAGUUAUUAUACGAUAUUUGAAAUAAAUUUACGAUAAUAAAUUUUCAAUUAAUACUAGAAAGAACCAAAUUUAGUUUCAUUCCGUAGAUUUGGCAACAGCGCCUUCGAAUAUCGAUCAUUUCUACCUGUUACCAGGUCUGACCGUGCAACCAUUUCGGGUUUUAAGGUCGCUUUUUUGCUUAAAUGUUAAUAAACAACCAUGACGCAGUAAAAAUUCCGAUACCCACGAGACUUCCCGCAGAUAUUUCAGUUAAAAAAUAGUAGCUAGUAAUUCUUCAAAAUGGGGGUUUUUCGAAAAAUUAAAAUAACUUUUGAGAUAUCAUUCCUUUAGGUUAAGGUAAUCAAGUAGUGUUUCACAAAAAAUAGUUUUUUAAUACAUUUCGACAAUGCAAACACUGUUUUAGCCGCUAUAAACAGUAGACAUUUGAGACUUUUACUACUUAGCAGUUACAUGCUAGUAGCCUGUUGUGCCUUAAAUUAAUUUUUCAUUAAGUUCCUCUAAAAAAAGACAUAAAUCUUCUAUAUAUUUAGACGACUAUAUAAAUAUUUAUUUUUUAAAACAUUUAGGAUAGCUAUAUUUGAAAGUAAUAUAUUUUAGUGUUAACUUAUUUUGUUUUCAUAUAGUAGUGUGUGGAGUAUGUCUUGUACAUUUUUUAAGAAAAUUAUGAUAUCGUCUCGUACGGAGGAAAUGUGUGUAUAUUGUGAAGGGUUCCAUGACAUCUCGUAACGCGACAAUUCGUAACCCCACAAUUUCGUAACAUCGACAGUUAGUAUCUAUAACUCCUCGUAACGGUAUAACUCGUAACGCCAACAUUUAAUUUCUUUUAGUAAAUUUAGCAUUACUCAAUGUAUAGAAUGAACAUAUUUUGGAUACUUUCCUUUACUAAAAGUCGUAGUACUUUUUUUAAAUAUGUUUAUAACAACUAAAGAAUAUUUUUUUUAGUUUUUCAUCCUGAAUUAUCACAUUAAAUUAGUAAAACUACUGUCACGGGUAGAUUUUAUUUGUUUUAAGGUAUAAAUUUUGGAAAUAUAGUUCUCCACGAAAUAUGAAAUGUGUUAAAAAUGUUUAUCCUGAUGCUGGUUCGUUAAAUUGAUAAACGUAAUUUCAAUUGCAACUGUAAUAAAAAUUAGUUUCCAUGUUAACAAAAAUAAACAGAGUAAUUCAAUUUUGACGUUACGAAUUGUGGUAGUUACGAAUGUCGGUGUUACGAACUGUCGCCGUUACGAAUUGAGGGCGUUAUGAGUUGUCCGUUACUAUUUGUGGAUUUUACUAACUGUCACUUACCAGAUAUCACGAUUGUGAAGAAUAGUUUCAAUGCUUUAGCUUCGUUUCUAACAAUCAAGGUUGAAGAUCAGUUCUAAAUAUCAACUUAAAUUGAAAAGGCGCUUUCAAAAAAUUAACAAACUUGUGACAGUUUACUUUCAUGAAUAAUAAUAAUUGGAAUUAAGCACAUUGUCUACGUUGGUGCUGCAUGUUAGAAGACAUUUUCAAAAUAAUUGUUUUGUGUAAUUAGACACAAAAAGUUGGAAACAUUUGAACUGUGGGUGUAUAGAAGUAUCCUGAAGAUAUCAUGGACCGAGCAUGUAGCAAACAACGAAGUCAUGAGAAGAGUCAACAAAAGACCAUCAACCAUUGGAAACCAUCAAGACACGAAAGCUGCAAUACCUGGUGCAUGUUAUGCGUAAUAAGAGAUACAACAUACUUCAAUUAAUUAUACACGGGAAAAUCCAGGGCAAGAGAAGUGUAGGAAGAAGAAUCUCAUGGUUGUGUAACUUGAGGGAAUAGUACGGAUGCACAUCAACCGAACUAUUCAGAGCAAUCAAGAUCAGCAGCAUCUAAGAUCAGAAUAGCCGUGAUGAUUGCCAACAUCUGUCGCGGAGAUGGCACGUAAAGAAGAAGUAAUUAGACAAACUUUUUUGUCGUCCUUGGAAACAAAAUUUUCCUAAUUUAAUUUUAUCUGCCCAAAAUUUUUAAGUAGAAAAUAUUAAAAUGGUAUUUUCAGUAUUUUUGAGGUGCUUUAGCUAAAAACUGUUAAUUUGAUUUCUUGAAAUUAACUUUAAAUUAAAAAUCUGGUUCCUUUGCCUUAUCUGAUACGUCCUUUCGUGAGUUCAAAAAUUUUCUUUUUCCCUUAUUCAUUCAUUGCAUAUAGUCCAACAAUUAUUGUUGGUUCCAAAUAUGUUCAUCCUAAUUUUCAUGUUUUCUUCAUUUAUUUGCUGUCUUGUAUGCGUUUUCUACAUUUAUUUUUUAUUAAUUUUGAUACUCAUUAGGUGAAUGAUUGUCAUUGGUGAUUGGAUAGAUUGAACAAAUCGUCGGGGUUGCUCAUUUUGGAAUAUCAUUGCAUGCGUUGUCAUUUUUAUUUUGAAUAUUCAUUCAUUCAACUUUUCCAUUUAAUGAGCAAUUGUAUUGUUUCAUUCUGUUUAAUUUUCUUUUGUGUAUUCUUAAAUUUGGUUAUAUUUUUUUCAGUUGAUUAAAUGAAAUCGCUUUAAGUGCCACAGUGAGUAAAACUAAUUUAAUUACAAUGCAAUUGUAACGCAAUGUGUUUCUUAUUCAACCUUUUAACGGAAACGCUUUAUGAAACUUUGUUUGAAGUUGAAUUUUGAACUAAAAUAAACGUGACAAUGUGUGAUCCAUAAUUUGGAGUGAUUUGUAGUUUUGUCUAAUGCAUCGAUGUUGUUGGCUUCUGUUGGCUUUUCCUGUUUUGGUGUUGGUAUUUGCUAUCUUUUUCUUUGAGGUUUCUUAAUUUGUACGAUUUCGCCCGGGCUUAAAGCAAGUGUUUACUAUUUUUCUAACAAAAAACCGACAGUAAUAUACUUUUAAAAAAAUGGUUUUACUUGUGAUGUUUCCGGGUACCGGCAUUAAUAUUUUACCUAUUGGCGAGGAACCGCAAAGUGGACGACGCCUGGUGGCGAAUUUGAAAAGCAUUAACUCUAGGAAAACAUUAACUUUGUCAUUAAUUUGUGUACAUAUUUGCGGUCAGUUUAUGUUGUAAUUAACAAUGAUUUCGACUUAAAAAAACUAUUGCAGUGUUCCUCAGUAUUCAUUCCUAUUAUACUCUACGUAAUGACGGAAACUAACCAAUGCCAAAUCACACAUUUUGUUAAUUUAACGUUUGUAUUAAACGUAGUAUUUUUAAUGUUUAAGCGACUGCAAAAGUAAAUAAAUAAAUAAAAUGUAGUAUUUAUUCUGUACAUAGAAUGUACAUUGUUAUGCAAAAUAUUCCGACCACCUCAUAAUUUACAGAACACAAUUAUUAUAAAAUAAAUUCACCUACAUAGUUUCCAGUUUUUAUUUAAUUAAAAAUUGUUAUAUGUUGGUGUAAAAUAAAUUGUAGUGUACCUAUUAACUAAAUUAAAAACAAAAUUAGAAAUUCUAAGAUAUAUUAAUAAUUUUUAAAACGCUGUGUGAUUAUCGGGGGGCCAGAUAUUUUUAUGAAAAGUAGGUAAAAACAAAUCAGUAGUUAACAUCAAAUUUUAAUGAAUGCAUACAGAUGAAACAUAAUUUUGAGUCGUCUUUAACCUAUAAGAUGUCUUAGUGGCAAAACUUAGUGGUUACUUUGGCAAGACACUCGUGUAAAUGAUUUUAAUUUAACGUUUUAGAACUGUGAGGUCAAAUGACAAAAUUAAUUCGUUUUCCUAGAGUUAUCGUCCAUCUUUGAAAUUUUGAGCGCCCUCUGUCGGAAUUUAAUGUUGCGAAUAAAUCCAUUCGCUGCCGAUCACGCGCCAGCGCGUGAUGUGGUUACUUCAGUCAGGUGCCGUUCAUGCGCCAGCGAGUGAUAAAGUUAUUUCAGUUAGGUGUUGUUCAACAAAAUAGCGCCUAUCCGAGUCCAUCCUCUUCGAUCUGCAGCGAAUGGGUUAAGUAGUUCAUACUAAUAAUGUAUUGUCGUAACUACUAAUCAGAAUCACCGUAAAUGUUUAAUAUAGACAUAUAUUUUAAAUCAUGUAAUUGCUUUUUUCAAUUUCAACGAAUAUAAUGACACUGACAUUACAAAAAUUCGCCAAAAUUGUCAUAUUUCGCCGCUACGGACGCUGACAGUUUCGUGUAUCCCCACCAUGGUCACGCACGGAGCGAAUACCACGUGUGGUGAUGGGUAUUUUGAAAUGACAAGAUCUAUGACAAGUCUAGGCUUUUAGGUUUUAAGUUCGACAUUUUUAGAAAAUAUUAUUAGCAUUACAUUUAUCUUUAUUAAAACGGGUAGAUUUAGUUUAAAUGGAGAUAUCGUUAGUAGGUACAGGUAAUUUCAGUAGUAUAUUUACAAAUUUUAUGCAAACCGUUAUGAACACAAAAAUCCGUUAGUAAUGAGAAGUAGGUACAUCAGAAGCUAAUUUUACACUAAAGAUAUCAACUAAUUUUAGUACAAUUGUCCUGAUACGUACGAGACAUCCUUGGUUUAAUAACCGUCUCCAGUGGAUAGAGGUGUUAGAAUAUUUCACAAGCUCUGUGUACUAGCGAAAGUAGAGUCUGUUUUGUAUUUCCUUAGAGAACCUGACGUUUCUCGCAGGAGGUUAGCUUCCACCAUUUUGCAGGUUAUGCUUCUCCCCAUAUUGCUACUGCUAGCUCGUGGUCAGUUGUCAAUAUUAUUAAAUUGUGUUAUACUGCCGAGGCAUGAAAUUAGUAUCAUCCUGUAAAUUGAAUAUAUUUUAGAAAUUAUUAUUCUUUUGUAACUAUUUUCCGUAAGACAGAAUCUAGAUUUAUUAGAAAGCAAUACACGAGUCCAAUCCUGUAUUGUCCAAGCCAAGUGUUCUCGUGCAAAAUGCAAUCUAACAGUUCAGUGUUCACGAGAAAGCGACUGUCCAGUUACCCUAGUUCGAGAAGAUAAACCAGCAGCAUGUCGUGUCGUAACUGUCCAUUCACUGACGUUUACAUUUCUCACUUCUUGCAGAUGAUUUCGAAAAACGAAGGGCAGUUUCCCUGUGACAAAGCUGUCAUCUCUAGCUGUUGUAAUACUGACUCCACCUGAAUUAGGUCUCGUUGCACUCUCGAGAGACUUACAACAACGUUUCUCGCAGUUUCGCGUUGGCCGUGGCCAUCUUCUAACGCCGCCACAACAGGGCCCAGAGCACGCCAAAUAGAAUUCUAUUUUGCUGACGUCACAAAAUAGAAUUUCAUAAUGGGAGAACCGACGGUUGCUAGGCAACGUGACGUCACUAAAAUAGAAUUCUAUUUGGCGUGCUCCCACAGCAGAACUUAUGCUCAUUACGAUAACCUGACAGUGAGAACACUACACUAAAGCGAGCUCUACACUCUCGCGAAGCUCUUCGACGCAGUACCAGGGAUAGUUGUCCGAGUGCAUCUCUACACACUUGUUCAAAUUCCAGAAACACGUUCGCGCCGGGAGAAAGUAACUUCUAGUCUUUUUACCCGGUCGCAAAACCGAUACAGAAUGGAAGUAGCCCGAGGCGAAGCGAAGUCGCAUGAAGUACCUGUCAACACUCUCGUGCUCGCUGAACUUCGAUCAACUUCGCGACUAGUAUAGUAACGCUUAUCGAAACAGCAACAAUUGUUUUCAAGUAAUCCAUUAGUAAACUAUAUUACAACCGAAAAUACUUUAAAAAAGAAUAUAGCCCAGUAAAUGAACGGGAAAUUCGGCGAUACCGUGUAAUUUUCAGGGGCAACUCCGAAUUGCAUGAAAAUUUAGAUUUAGGUUCUACUUACCCUCCACUUCAAAGUUGAAAUUGUGCCGUUGGUUGCUUUUUCUCGGGGGUGAAAAAACAUACGUUCAAAAUAAGACCGGAAAUGGAUAAUUGACUGAUUUUAAGCAACUUUUGUUCUAUAGAGUUUUUUACGUAAGUCAAUACUUUUCGAGUUAUUUGCCAUUGAAAAUGUUGAUUUUUGGUCAAAAAAAACUACGUUUUCAGACGGUUUUUCGCAAAUAACUCUUCUUUCUUUCUUUCUCAUAAUCCUUAGUGCCCUUCAGGGCGUCGGAUGUCGGGUUCCGCCUUUUAUCCACUUCUUCCAAUUGCUUCUAUUGGUGGCCAGUUUCUUCAUAUCCCUCAUACUGAUGUGUCUCCUUUCACCUAUAUCUUGGAUCUGGUCCAUCCAUGUCUUCCUCGGCCUUCCCUUUUUUCUUUUGUUUCCCAUUUUGGCUUCAUGUACCUUCUUUGUAAGUCUAUUUUGCUCCAUUCGUUGUAUGUGUCCAAACCAGCUUAAUUGUUUGUUUUCGAUCUUCCUAAUUAUCGGUUCUUGUUCCAACUCUCUUCUUAUAUCUUCAUUUCUGAAUCUGUCAAACUUCGUAACUCCGGCUAUUUUUCUCAUGUAUUUCAUCUCCGUCGCGUUUAUCAUUGAUUCAUGUUUCUUUUGGACAAUCCAUGUUUCCGCCCCAUAUGUCAUUAUCGGAUUUACUAUGCUGUUAUAUACUCUGAGUUUAGUUUUGUUGCUUAUUUCUGACUUUCCAAAAAUUGUAUUAUUUAAAGAGUAAUACACGCUAGUUGCCUUCUUCAGUUUAUUACUUAUUGCCAAGUCCGUUUUCCCAUCAUCUGUUAUUAUAUUUCCCAGAUAUUCAAAAGUAGAUACAUGUUCUAUUACUUUUUCCCUUACUAUUAUAUUAGUAUUCCUUUCUCUUUUCUCAUCUUCAUUUAUCGCAAAUAACUCAAAUAGUAAAUAUUGUAUCGAAAAAAAUAUCCUUAACAAAAGUGUAGCUUAUAAAAAACCCAAAAAAAUGGUGUAUCAGUAAAGUCUAUCAAUCAAAUAAAAACAAAGUUGUAGCUCAUGAAAAAUACGUUCUUAUUCAUCUAAUUCCAAAUCGAAUAUUUCAAAGUGAAAUCACCGAAAAAUUACGCACUUUUCAGGAAAACCCCAUUGAAACUUUUUUAAAGUGUUUAUAAAAAGCUUUGUUUUAAUUGUUAACAAAAGUUUUAGCAUUAAAAAUAAACGAGUUACGCUCAAAAUAAAGUUGGCCCUCUUUUUUUUUUGUAAAAAAUCAUGAAAAUUUAGCCGUGUUUAGCUCCCCAAAUGAAAUUAAUCGCUACCGCUUUACAAACAAUUUACUUACCUAUCUAUUUUUUAUAUGAUCUGUCAGUCUCACCGGUUUAAAGUGUUUAUUUUUGAAAGGGUUAUAAUUGAGAAAGCUUGAAUGGGUCACUAAUCACGAGUGUAUGCAAAUUUUGAACAGCCAUCUCUUAACCAAUUUUUGUCUUACGGAGAAACAAAAUGAAACUAGCAUAUUUAUAAUAGCAAAACCUACAUAUUUUUACUCUUUAAGAUUUUCAUUAUCACUAAUACUUUUUAAGUUAUUUUGAAAAAAUGAAAUUUUUAGAAAAUGUUUUUUUACUAUAAAACCAAAUGUUUUUAAAAAUAAGCAUUUCAAACCAAUCAAACUUACAGAUCAUAUAAACAAUACACAUACAGUUAAAAUAGAUGGUAAAGCCAAACGAUUAAUUUCAUUUAGGGUGCUAAAUAGAGGGAGGUUUUCACGAUUUUUUUUUACCAAAAACUUUUGUAAAAAACAAAUAAUAAGCUUUUUUUCGAUACUUUAAAAAUAUUAAUAAGGUUUUCCCGAAAAACGCUUCUUUCUUCGGUGAUUUCGCGUUGAAUUAUUCGAUUUGGAAUUAUACGAAUAAGAACGUAUUUUUCAUGAGCUACAACUUUGCUUCUACUCAAUUUGUAGACUUUACUGGUACACCAUUUUUUUCGUUUUUUUUAUAUGCUACACUUUUGCUAAAAUUAUUUUUUUUUCGGUAAAAUAUUUACUUUUUGAGUUAUUUGGGAAAAACGGUCUGAAAACGUAGUUUUUUUGUCGAAAAAUCAACAUUUUAAAUCGCGAAUAACUCGAAAAGUAUUGACUUACGUAAAAAACUUUAUAGAACAAAAGGUGCUUAAAAUAAGUCAAUUUAUCCAUUCCCGGCCUUAUUUUAAACGCGCGUUUUUCACCCCCUGGGAAGGGGUAAAUGUCACCCCCCAAGUAAAAGCAACCAACGGCACAAAUUCAACUUUGAAGUGCAGGGUAAGUAGAACCUAAAUCCAAAUUUUCAUGCAAUUCGGAGUUGCCCCUGGAAAUUACACUCCAAAACGGUCAUUUAUUGGGCUAAUAAUGUGAGGGAGAAUUAUACUUUAUUGAUACUGUGUACCAAAAGGCCAUCGACCGAAGUCUUUCAGCCAGAAAAAAAAAGAAUAAUAAUUUCUCAAAAAAUUCAAAUUACGGGUUGACCCUAAUUUUUAUGUUCGGCAUUGUAUAUUUUUAAUGUUAUUGAUGACACCGUGUUUUCUUCUUAUUGUCGUUGUGGCUUAUGUCUUCUUACUAACGGACUGUACUUUUAAAAAUAUACAUGAUUAAACACGGUAGCCGCUUCAAUGAUCUUAAAAUCAUGUUUAAGUAUAAAAAAUUGCCAUUUUUAGCAUGCCACUUUUUUCUAUCUGAAUUAUCAAAAAUGACACCACACACAUCUUGUGAAAAAUGUAAUGUAACUCAAAUACAUACCAUAAAUUACGUGAAUAGAUUGGUCUCUAAAUUACAAUAAUUUCAUAUCAUUGCGCCAACUCUGAAUUUUGAUUCAUAACGGCGUGAAUUGAUAUAAAUAAAUCUAAAAUCAAAUGGGUAUGUACCUAAGAUAAAGAGAGCAAAGAGAUUUUGUGGAAAGACAUUUCAUAAAUCUUUCUGCAGGUAUUAAGAUCUCUUAUCUUAUAGAUGAUAAAUGACAAUGCUCUUCCAGUGACGCACCGCUAAAUAAGGGUCAACCUCACAUGCAAUGUGAUUUCCAUAAACUUUAAUUACAAUUUACGCCCUUAUUAACCAAAAUUCAGAGUUGGCGCAGUAAUAUGAAAUGAUUGCAAUUUCGAGACGAAUCUAUUCAUAUAAAUUUUGUUGUAUUUGAGUGACAUUCAAUUUUCUAUAAGAUGUGUGCUGGUGUCCUUUAUCGUGUAUACAAAAAAAUAAAGAAACGUCCCAUGAGGUGUUUAUUUACACAAUAAACCUUUCUUUCAACUGUCGAAUCCCUUAAAGAGGGCAAAAACAAAUACUUUUAAAUAAAAUAAACAAAAAAAUAGACUGAACGAGUGCUAUGACUCCUUUUAUAUCUUGGCAGUAUUGUGCAAGAUUUAUUUUGUAUAUUCUAUAAUGUAACAGGUGAUCACAAAAUGUUUUUGGUAGCACUGGCAACUUUAUCUAUUAAUUGUUUUUGUUAUAGUCCGGGAGAUAGCGUUAACAAUGAUAAUGCCGUAUCAUCUCACUUCAUUACAAGCGAAAAUACUUUAUUCCGAUCAACUAGUUUACUAGUUAACACCAGGUGCUUCACCAGUGGUUCAGGUAAUAGUGAACAAAUACGGAACAAAAAUAUGGUCCGAAAUUUAUUUGUAAUCCUAUCCAAAAUUUGAAUGAUACUUUUAUAAUAGCGAGACACCAUUAAGAUAUGGUAAAAUAGGGAAAACUUAUAUUAGUUACUUGACUCUAUUAUCCUUUAUCUGUCUUUAUAUUCAUAUUAAUCUAUUGCUCUCAUCUACUGUCUAACCUACUGCUCUCUAGACAUCUACACUUCUCUAUUAUGGGUUAAUUAAUAUUUUUCUCUAUUUAACCAGCUGCCAUUAUUGUCCUGAUUAUAAAUGUUUUGUCAGGACUUAAAUAAAUGCUCCCUAUGCUACACAACAUUAAUAGUCUGGGAUAUAGCGUCUAAUUUGACCGGAGCAUUUUGGCAUGGCUGUUUUUUAUAUCGGCAGUAGUUCCAAAGCUUAUUAACAAAUGAUGUGUCAGCUGGCCCAAAACUGGGACAUAAAAUGAAAAAACACCAGGAAAAUUAAUCAUAAAAAUAAUUACACUUUUAUAAAAACUAUUAUUUUUCAAAUCAUCUAUCAUUUAUGGUAUCUUUGGAUGGUGAAAAGAUUGUGAAAAGCAAUAGUUUUAAGUACCUAGGAUGGAUGAGGUGGAAAGAAGCGAGUGGUGUGUUGUGUGACAGAAAAAUUCCAUUGAAGCUGAAGGGAAAAUUCUAUAAAACAGCCAUAAGACCGGCUAUGAUGUACGGAACUGAAUGUUAAGCAGUGAAAAAGAAAGAGGAACAACGGAUGCAUGUGGCGGAAAUGAGAAUGCUUAGAUGGAUGAGUGGAGUGACAAAGAAGGAUAAAAUUAGAAAUGAGUAUAUUAGGGGAAGUCUAGGUGUUGCACCAAUUGAUGCCAAAAUGAGAGAGCAUAGGUUAAGAUGGUUUGGUCAUGUUCAACGUCGAGACGUUAAUCACCCAAUACGAAGAAUAGCUGAAGUGCAGAUUCCUGGAAGGAGUAGGAGAGGAAGACCAAAGAAGACCUGGGGGGAGACGAUAAGGCAGGACAUGUUGGAAAAGGGGAUUGACAUUGAUAUGACCCAAGAUAGAAUUGUGUGGAGAAAUGCAAUUAGGGAAGCCGACCCCGCAUAGGGAUAAUGCAAAGAGAAUGAUGAUGACUAUUAUUUUUCAAAUCAAAAGACAAUUUUAAAAAUAAAAAGUAUUUCCGACGUCGAGAAUAAAACCCGAGCCUCCUGAGUCUAAACCAGGUAUCCUAGCUAUUAAACCAUAUGGAUGUGAGGCAUGAAGAUAAAUAUUUGACAUAAAAGUUCUAGGGUUUUUUCCAUCUACUUUCAUAUUAUGUUUUCUUGCCUAAAAGACCCGGAGUCACGUCAGCUGACAUUUUCGUUAUCAAACAAGUACUAACCAUUAAAUAAUUUCAUAGAAUCCGUGCCAAAAUCACCGUAAAAAUUUGAGACUACCUACCAGACUAUAAUGUUUGUGUGACUAGUUGGUAACUACAUAGCUAUAGUGCAGCGGUUCUCAAUCUUUUUGAAUCAUGUACCACCAAAUACUUUUUAUUAUUUUUGGUACCACCUAAUUGAAAUACCUAUCUAGCUAUAGUAUUUUUACUACAAAAGCGAUAUUACGUAGGUCAAAAUUUUUGACGUAAGAAAACUGUCAAAACAUUAGAAUGUGACUUUUCAUUAUUGCCAUGUUUAUUAUAAACAUGGCAAUAAUGAAAAGUCACAUUCUAAUGUUUUGACAGUUCUCUUACGUCAAAAAUUUUGACCUACGUAAUAUCGCUUUUGUAGUAAAAAUACUAUAGGUGAUCUAAUUAACUAUAAUAGUGGUGUUUAUUUUGGCUGUUUUGCGUUUUGUGUACCACCUCAAAUAAUGAAAUGUACCACCAGUAGUACAUGUACCACAGAUUGAGAACCCCUGCUAUAGUGCAUUUCAAGAUAUACAGGGUGUUUGGUAGGUCGAUGGAAAUUUUUUAAGGGAUAAUAGGGGACGCCAUUUGCAACAUUUUUUGCUAAUAAUGUAUCGCUCAAACUGUUAAGGUUUCCGAAAUAAAGUUAAAUUUGUCAAUAUUCGACAACCGUCUAUUUCACGUUUAAAAAUUAUCUAGGCGUACUACCUCCCUGUUUUACGAAUGGAAUAAAAGUGUAAACCUACAACACUGACUCUUCGCAUACAAUUUCCAUCAGCUAUCGUCAUUCUCCGAACGCAUAACAAACAAAAAACAAUCUACCUGCUAUGCUAGGCUCGGAAACCUUAACAGUUUGAGCGAUACAUUUUAGCAAAAAAUGUUGCACAUGGCGUCCCCUAUUAUCCCUUAAAAAAUUUCCAUCGACCUACCAAACACCCUGUAUAUUCUAUUUAUGGUUUUGCCUUUUAAAUCUUUUUACAAAUAAAAUCGUGACGAUUUCUAAUGUUUCAAGUGUUUUAUGGUUAUAAAAAGAGCUGUUAGGUCAAAUCUAUAUAAACACUAGGUUUUGAUCUUCACUUCUCAUAGUUUAUAUGAUUUUGUUUAUCUUGAUACCCUUUUUCCAUUUUUGUUCAAAUUUUGGAUUGUAUUGAAAUGACUUUUGAAUUAUUUUUCGGUCUUGUUGUGGGUUUCUCCAUUAUUAACUGCACCACAAUUCAGAUAUCGUAUAUCAGUCAUAUUUUAUCCAUUGCAGAGAAAAAUGAAGUGAGAUGAAAUCAUUAGCACAAAUGCAAUGUUACCUAUCAGACUAUUAUUAAAGAAAAAGAAACAUAUCAGUAAUUUCAUGUUAUUUAUGUGGAUUAAAUGUUUUUAAUAUUUAUUUUUGGUUAAAUACAUAAGUAAAGCAUG